AUGACGACGAUGAGGAUGCCGAACUCUGCCUCCAGAAGACAGCAUGUGGUUCCCGAGUUGAAGGACAAGAGCUUGUUCAAGCAGGAAUCAUACAUCAAUGGCAGAUGGGUGCAGGCUAAAGGCGGGAAGACAUUCGAUGUGUACGAUCCGGCUACGCACCAGAAGAUUGGAAGCAUGCCCGAAAUGGACAAGCACGAUACCAAUGAAGCCAUUGAAGCAGCUUCGGAAGCUCUCAAGUCUUUCAGAAAGACCACGGCUCGUCAGAGGGCUACCAUCUUGAGGAAGUGGUACGAUCUCAUGAUGCAGAACUCAGAGGAUCUGGCCAAGUUAAUUACAUGGGAGAAUGGCAAGCCUUUUGCGGAUGCGCAAGGUGAAGUCACUUAUGCCUCGAAUUUCUUCCUGUGGUUUAGCGAAGAGGCGCCCAGGCUUUAUGGGGACACCAUACCGGCCAGUGUGCCUGGUAACAGAGUCUUCACAAGCAGAGAACCAGUGGGCGUGUGUGGUUUGAUCACUCCCUGGAACUUUCCCGCGGCUAUGAUCACCAGAAAGAUAGGACCAGCCCUGGCUGCUGGUUGUGCUGUUGUUGCAAAAUCGCCAGGAGAGACACCCUUUACCGCUGCAGCCAUUAUGGAGUUGGGAGAGCGUGCCGGCGUGCCUCCUGGUGUUGUGAACAUUGUCACAUCUCUCGAUAAUACCCCGGAGGUCGGCCAAGCGAUAACUUCUUCUAACGAUGUGCGCAAGGUUUCCUUUACUGGCUCGACCGGCGUUGGCAAACUGCUGCUAAAGCAGUCCGCCGAUACCCUCAAGAAAACGUCUUGGGAGCUCGGUGGUAAUGCGCCCUUCAUAGUCUUCGAUGACGCCGAUCUCGAGAGCGCCGUAAAUGGCGCUAUAGCUAGCAAGUUCCGCAGUAGCGGCCAGACUUGUGUCUGCGCGAAUCGUAUAUACGUGCAAAGCGGCAUAUACGAAGAGUUUGCAACAGCCUUUACUGAAAAGGUGAAGUCUUUCAAAGUUGGUCAUGGAUUCGACGACGGUGUGACUCACGGUCCGCUUAUCCAUGAUCGAGCUGUUGGCAAGGUCGAAGACCAUGUCUCGGACGCAGUUUCACAUGGCGCUACUGUUUUGGCGGGAGGCCGAAGACUUCCAGAUCUCGGCGACAACUUCUAUGCGCCUACGGUACUUCGCGACAUGACGAAAGAGAUGAAGAUUUCAUGCGAAGAAACUUUUGGUCCUGUUGCCGCGCUUUUUCCCUUCAGGACAGAGAAGGAGGUCGUUGAAUUGGCUAACUCUGCCGACGUGGGUUUGGCUAGUUACCUUUUCUCCAAAAACAUCCAGAGAUGUUAUCGAGUCGCCGAGGCCCUUCAAUUCGGCAUGGUCGGAAUCAACACAGGCCUCAUCAGCGACCCAGCUGCACCCUUUGGAGGCGUGAAACACUCUGGUUUUGGACGCGAAGGUAGCAAAUAUGGCAUCGAUGAAUAUACCACGAUCAAGACCAUGACUAUCGGAGGCAUCGGCGAGCUUCAAUCAUGAACGCUGGCUUGAUAGCUGAGCAGGCAAUCCCGACUUCGAGCAUGUGAGCCAAACUCUAUGCCUGCUCGACCUUUGUCGAAUGUUCGAUAUUCUCAACCGUUGCCUCUACCUUGUCCGUCAUCAGGUCUUUAACGUCCUUCAAAAACCAAAUCGCCACCAUGGCGAUCACGACGAAUGGGAAAAUAGACCACCAUGCAAGGCGGUAUGCUCGUGUGUAUGCCCAUUCGCUCGCAUGUGUUGCAGCAGCCAUGAUCUCGGGGGUAAUACCUGCUAUGCCAGCGGGACUCUUGCCCAAGGUCAUCGCUGCAAGCAAGGCAGCCACCGAGGAUGAAGGCAGUCCCGCUUUAAUUGCUGCGGCUGACACGUUCUUUGCCCACGUUUCGCCUAGUUUGUUAUUGACUAUAGCGUCCAAUACGGCCGAACCGAAAGCGCCGCCAAUGGAACGAGCCGAAAACGCAAGGCCAGUUGCCGUGGACAAGUAUUUAUGAGGUGCCGUAAAUUGUACCAAAGCGACGAUCAACGUCAAUGGCCCUGCUUGGCCG
Molecule: messenger RNA, 2069 nt
Organism: Pseudocercospora fijiensis CIRAD86
Lineage: Eukaryota; Fungi; Ascomycota; Dothideomycetes; Mycosphaerellales; Mycosphaerellaceae
Exons: 6
Coding region: 1-1527 (508 amino acids)
Biological process (GO): GABA catabolic process
Molecular function (GO): succinate-semialdehyde dehydrogenase (NAD+) activity
Source: RefSeq, a predicted model, not a curated record